Lindgomyces ingoldianus is the source of this 1530-nucleotide messenger RNA. Its product is annotated as P450 monooxygenase No.2. The transcript has 5 exons. Gene Ontology annotation, molecular function: oxidoreductase activity, acting on paired donors, with incorporation or reduction of molecular oxygen; heme binding; monooxygenase activity. Bases 1 to 1530 code for a protein of 509 amino acids. The record is from RefSeq and is a predicted model, not a curated record. Lineage: Eukaryota; Fungi; Ascomycota; Dothideomycetes; Pleosporales; Lindgomycetaceae.
AUGUCGACCGUUAGGGAAUUUGCUGUUACUCCAGGCCUUAUAACUGCUGCCACCUUCUUUAUUUUGACCCUGAGCUGGAUAGCACUGUCUGGCAAGGAAGGAAAUGCCCGAGUCCGGGCUCCAGUAAUUGGCCCAAAGGAUACAAUUAGAGCAAGAUGGCGAUUCUUCAGGAAUGCGUCAGGCCUCAUCCAGGAAGGCUACACGAAAUACAAACAUUCCAUGUUCAAGCUCUCUGGCGAGGAUAUUCUUGUAGUGCCUAAUCGGUAUGUUUCGGAGCUUAGGAAUAUGCCCGAUGAAAUUGUUAGCUCGAUUCAAGCCAAUAUAGAUAAUUUUGAGGGACUCUACUCAACUACCUCUAUAUUGCUCGAAGGCAACUUACAUACCCGCACUAUACAGUCCCGUUUAACGCCUAGACUGCGUCAUCAUGUCCCUAUUGUUCAGGAGCUUCUACAAAGACGCAUUCCGAUUGAAAUCCCAGCUACGCAACAUCAAUUUACGAAGGUCAAGGGUUUCGAUCUCGUACAUCGCUUAAUCUCGUUCAUUGCGGCUCGGCACUUCGUGGGUGCUCCGCUGUGCGAAGAUGAGGAAUGGCUUUCAACUGCACUUACCUACACUGAAAACACAUUCAUCACUAUUAUAUGUCUACGAAUCUUCCCCGAUUCGAUCAAGCCUCUGGUAUCGCUCUUCAUCCCCCACGCAUACCGUGUUACUUGGGCACUUCGAAAAGCGAAAAGGAUCAUCGUCCCGCUGAUUCUAGAACGGCGGCGCCGAGAGCAGUCAGACCCCAAUUAUGCAAAACCUGAAGACUUUUUACAAUACAUGAUGGAUGGAGCGAACAAAUUCGAUAGCCAACCGGAUAAGAUCGCUCAUCGGCUUCUGAUCCUAACCUUGGCGGCUGUACAUACUACGUCCAUGGCUGCCACUCAGGCAUUGUUUGAUCUUUGUGUGCAUCCCGAGUACAUAGAGCCUUUGAGACAGGAGCUGAUGGAUGUGCUGGAGCAAGAAGGCGGGUACAAAAAGCAAGCUCUGACAUUGUUUAAAAAGAUGGAUAGCUUCAUGCGAGAAUCACAGCGGUUGAAUCCCCCUAGUUUGCUUGGUUUCAAGCGUGCUGUACGGCAGCCAGUGACGCUCUCUGAUGGAACGUACCUUCCCAAAGGCACUCAUCUCAUGAUGCCGGUUUACCCAAUAGUUGUCGACCCUGAGAUAACUCCGGACCCCAUGAGAUUUGACGGAUUGCGACACUACCAUAGCCGACAAAAACCUGGAGAAAGCAACAGACAUCAGUUUGCAACAACUAAUCAGAAUAACCUACAUUUUGGGCAUGGGAAGUACUCUUGUCCUGGCCGAUUUCUGGCUGGAAAUUCUAUCAAGAUGAUCUUAUCCAAUGUUUUGCUCAGGUACGAUAUCCGAUUUCCAAAGGAACAGCCGUCUAGGCCUCCGAAUAUUUGCUUGCACGAAUACGUUUUCCCAAACCCAUAUGCGGAAAUCGAAUUCAAAUUACGGAAGAGACAGCCUAAGUGGGUCAGUUAG